This is a messenger RNA of Hibiscus syriacus, 555 nucleotides long. Its product is annotated as monothiol glutaredoxin-S6-like. The record is from RefSeq and is a predicted model, not a curated record. The transcript has a single exon. Lineage: Eukaryota; Viridiplantae; Streptophyta; Magnoliopsida; Malvales; Malvaceae. The coding region runs from base 58 to 366 and encodes 102 amino acids.
UUAACCUUUUAAGUUCACAUAACAGUUUCAAGUGUACUCUUCUCUAUCUGCAUAUCAAUGGAAAUGGUUACAAGGAUGGUUGCAGACAGGCCAGUGGUGAUCUUUAGCCGGAGCACUUGUUGCAUGAGCCAUACCAUUAAGACUCUCAUAAGUGGGUUCGGGGCAAACCCCACGGUUUACGAGCUUGACGAGAGCCAGAAUGGCCAACAAGUCGAAAGUGAACUGCAUAAGAUGGGGUGCAAGCCCUGUGUUCCGGUUGUGUUCAUAGCGCAGCAGCUUAUUGGAGGUCCUAAUCAAGUGAUGACCCUCCAAGUCAAGAACCAGCUUUCCCUAUUGCUCAUAAGGGCUGGAGCAAUAUGGAUUUGAAACAAGAAGUUACUAAUUUCUUUACUCUGAAAUCUAAUACAAUACUGUUAAACAAACUCGGUUAAUGACAUCGUCGCCGGUUAGGCGUUUUUGCCAAAAAAGAAUCCUUGUACACUGUUUUUGGUGAUGGACAGGGUCUUACUGUUGUCCUUGUUCUAAAUUUCAGACAAGCUUUAAUUUUAAAUUGCA